AUGUCUACUCUCUUUGAAACCCCAAUUCCUUCCAACCUUCGGUUCCACGCUGAUGCGGUCUCGAUCGCUUCCUCGGGGAAAAACACUCUAGUAUCAUCUUCAAACGAUAAUGUCUGUUUUAUCGACAAGGACCACCCCGAGAUCAGGAUUUCACGCCAGAGCUUGGCCGAGUUGGCCUACUUCAAUGAAAAGGAAAUUGCUAUUGUCAGAAAUACCUGGGCCAUUAAUUUGGCGAAAACUAGGUCAUCUUCCCCAGAAAAUGAAGAAAAAAAUGGUGCUGCUGCCAGAAAAGUUUCGCCAAUUCUUGCUACUGAUCGUUUUUGGAGAAAAGUUUAUGAGUUGUUGCUUUCAAGGCAUCCAGAGUUGUACAAUAUUUUGCCAUCGAUCAAACAUCAAACAACUUCGUUUUCUGGUAUAUUGUACCUCACCAUUAUGAAUUUGGAGAACUUGAGUAUGAUGAAUAGCUUUUUGGAAAAUUUAGGACGAAGACACUCGCGAGUCUUCGGUGCGGAGCCGGUGUUCUUUCAAUAUAUGGGGAGUGCUUUCAUUGACACUCUUGCAGAGGUGUUUGGUGACGAAUUUUCUCAGGAAAUUGAGACAGCCUGGAGUAAAUUAUACUCCUUCCUCUCAAAUUCCAUCAUUUUUUCUGGAAACAUACAUCCAAUGGUAUUGAACAAUGAGGAGGAUGACUUCAACUCAUUUAUGACUGCCACUAUUAUUCCGAAAGAAGAAGCACCAAUAUUGUUGAAAAAACAAUCAUUUAUUGAGACGCAUUCACUUGUCGAAGAUAGUGAUAGCUCUUCUGAAACUCUUGUGGUUGAUGAGAGCAUCAACUCUGCCAAAAUGAAGAGUUUUGGUAAAGCCCCAGCCGCAAGAGAGAACCAUGUUGGUGCCAAACCAAAAAGAAGUCUUUUGUUUUUCAAGCCGAGACAUGCAUCUCACUAG
Molecule: messenger RNA, 945 nt
Organism: Saccharomycopsis crataegensis
Lineage: Eukaryota; Fungi; Ascomycota; Saccharomycetes; Ascoideales; Saccharomycopsidaceae
Product: globin
Exons: 1
Coding region: 1-945 (314 amino acids)
Biological process (GO): nitric oxide catabolic process; cellular response to nitrosative stress
Cellular component (GO): intracellular anatomical structure
Molecular function (GO): nitric oxide dioxygenase [NAD(P)H] activity; FAD binding; heme binding
Source: RefSeq, a predicted model, not a curated record